Molecule: messenger RNA, 2894 nt
Organism: Fimicolochytrium jonesii
Lineage: Eukaryota; Fungi; Chytridiomycota; Chytridiomycetes; Spizellomycetales; Powellomycetaceae
Product: luciferase-like domain-containing protein
Exons: 1
Coding region: 297-2801 (834 amino acids)
Molecular function (GO): monooxygenase activity; oxidoreductase activity, acting on paired donors, with incorporation or reduction of molecular oxygen; FMN binding
Source: RefSeq, a predicted model, not a curated record
CAAAGGCCCAGAUCGGCGGCGGCGGUAGAUGGUGGGUGGUGCCCGGAAAACAAACGGCCGUAACACAAGUUAGGGCGGCUAUCCAUUAUCGCAAACAGCUUUAUCGGACUUUCGCAACUCCACUGGGAGAGGGGCGAAACGACCGGCAAAGGCCGGUUGCGUGAUACUCAUAUCCCUCGUGGCCGUGACAAUUGCCCAUAACUCAGCCAAACUGCGAGUUUCCCAGUGUUAUAAGUAUCUGUUGAGGCCUGUCCCGUCGCCUGCCAAAGAGCAAUCCCACAUCCCGCAUUCGACGCAUGCAAAGUCUCUAUCCAUCGCGACCUUCAUCCUUGCACCCUGUUUCGUUGCCCUAUUUCCUGCUGUCGGUCGUCUCUACUCAUAGUUUGCUCGCUUGCCACUUGCCGGACAUCUCGUCCGAUUUCACCACUUCCACAACGGGCUGCUUUUCUCUUGCUAACCGCUACUGGCGCCGGCCCACUGAACCCACUGUGACCACCAUCACCGUCACCGCCAAAAGCGAAAAGCCUACUGCGUCCGACGACGAUCUAAAGAUCAAUCCUAGCUCAUUCAUUCUACAUCAAUCGGCAAUGGCAACUGCAGCACCGUCCGCGGUCGGCAAACCCGUCGCUGCAACAAAUGGCGUCCAGAACGGUGUGCACUCCCCACAGGAACAACCAAAAAAGCUGGCAAACGGUUACGCCAUCCCUGCAUUCACCGCUGCCCAAGUUAAGAGCGCACAACCGCAAAAGUACCAGACUUCCUCUGCCACCGUCGCAGGCAUCCUCAACAAAGUCGCUUCCUACUCCCGCCCUGAACCCGUCCCCGUCCAGAUCGCCCAACCCCUCGUCGCAGCCCAGCCGGUCGUCAACGGCGUCUACAACUCCACAUCGUCGAACAGUACCAGCACCGCCGUCGUCAAAAGCAAGGUCUCUGGCCAAGAAAUUCGCACAGCCUUCCGCAAUGCUGCCAACAGCGUAUGGGUCAUUACCAGCGCGUGGGAUGACCAGCCGGUCGGUUUCACUGCUAUCACCGUCAACUCCGUCUCCAUCGAUCCGCCCAUGAUCACCUUCAACAUCGGUCGCAACUCGAGCAGUCUCAACACCGUCAGCAGGUCCCUUCGUUUCGCCGUCCACUUGCUGAGCCAGGACGAGGCAGCCACAGCUAAACGAUUCGCAGCGUCCGCCGACAAGCGCUUCGCCGAUGCAACGACUUGGAGGUGGCAUCAAGAUGGCCUCCCGGAACUCACACCCAACACACUUGCUCGUCUCUCCGGAAACAUCCUCAGCCUCUCUGCGGCAGGCGACAACCUUCUCGCCCUCGGCGCCGUCGAAAACAUCUCUCAACGUCCCGGCCAGCCGCUGGUCUACCACCAAGGCGUCUACCGCACCCUGCAAGACCCGACCACACCGCGUCGCGACCGCCGAAUCUACCUCAACGCGUUCGACAUGUCCUGCAUUGGCCAUCAGAGCCCCGGGUUGUGGGCCCACCCGAACGACCGGGCGAGCACGUACAAGGAUCUGGAGUACUGGACCAACCUCGCGCAGCUGUUGGAGAAGGGAGGGUUCGACAGUCUGUUUUUGGCGGAUGUGCUGGGGACCUACGAUGUGUACAAAGGCUCUCGCGAUGCCGCUGUUCGUGCGUCCGCCCAAGUUCCCGUCAACGACCCCGUGCUGUCCAUCCCCGCCAUGGCCGCCGUGACCAAGCGUCUCGGUUUCGGCGUGACAGUCAGUCUCACGUACGAGCUGCCCUACUCCUUUGCCCGCCGCAUGUCCACCCUCGACCACCUCACAAAGGGCCGCGUGGCAUGGAACAUUGUGACCAGCUACCUCAAAUCCGCGGCGACCAACCUCGGCCUCGACACGCAGAUCCCGCAUGACGAGCGCUACAACAUCGCAGAGGAGUUCAUGGAAGUCUGCUACAAGCUCUGGGAAGGCUCCUGGGAACAAGACGCCGUCGUCGCCGACGUCAAGAACGGAAUCUACACCGACCCGGCCAAAAUCCACGACAUCAACCACCGCGGGAAGUACUACAACGUCCCCGGCGCACACCUCUGCGAACCCUCCCCGCAACGCACCCCCUACCUCUUCCAAGCCGGCGCCUCCACAAAAGGCCAAGCAUUCGCCGCCAAACACGCCGAAGCCGUCUUCAUCGCCGGCCCAAACCCAUCCCACCUCAAGAAGAUCGUCGCAGGCAUCCGCAAAUCAGCAACAGAAGCCGGCCGCAACCCUUACGACGUCAAGAUCUUUGCGCUCCUCACCAUCAUCACGGCCGAGACGGACGAACUAGCCCACGCGAAACACGAGGACUACAAACAGUACGCCUCCAUCGAAGGCGCGCUAGCCCUGUACGGCGGGUGGGCCGGCGUCGACCUCUCCACCCUGGACGUAGACCAACCGCUCGAGUACGUCGAGAACGACGCGAUCCGCUCCGUCAACGAGAUGUGGUCCAAACAGAACGGCUCCGACAGCGUCUGGACCCCGCGCAAGAUCGCCGAAAAGAUCUCCAUCGGCGGCCUCGGCCCCCUCAUCGUCGGCAGCGGGACAUCCAUCGCGGACCAGUUGGAAAAAUGGGUCGACGAAUCAGAUGUCGAUGGGUUCAACCUCGCGUAUGCUGUCACACCGGGCUCGUUCGAGGAUAUCAUUGAACAUGUCGUCCCGGAACUGAGACUCCGCGGACGCCUGCUGCCGAUCGAGGACGACGACGCGCCGAGGACUACCCUGAGGGAGCGCAUGGGAUACCCGCAUGCGAAGGCGCAUGUCGGGAAGGACCACCCCGCGUGGAGGUAUAAGGUUAGCAAGUGAGCGGUGGGGCUGGUCCUCGCUUUAGCUCUUUGGAUGUUGGCGGUACUACCCCCCCGCGAUUCUACUGUAUAUACACAUCAUCGUUCCCCCCCC